AUGCUGGAUUUUGGCCUCCAUGAUGGAUUCUGUGGCCGAAUUGUCACAGCUACAUCCGUGCGUGCGCUUCCGCCGCUCCUGCCACGUCCACGGAGUGUUUGCGAAGGCAGAGUAUGGAAGCCAGGACAUGCGAGGCGCUCACGGCAGCUGGCCGUUGCACGCCACCAGGCGGACGGCUCCAAGGAAUUCAUCAAGGUUGUUGUAGCAGAGAGUGCUGGAUUUCGUCGAACUGGUCGGCGUAUCUUGAUUGUGACAUUAUACGGCUGUUCAACUGCCCUUGCUUGGUGUAUGUCCUGGGGCUGGCUGUUUUUUGCAGGUGCCGUGUCAGCCCAUCUGCUUCUAGUCGGCUUUUGGAUGACAUCUGCAUGGGUACGCUAUCAUCUAGACUUUCGGGAAGCGAAGGACGUCAGAUCAGGAAGUUGGGUGUUGAUUCUUACCGGACCUGGCAAAGCUGCUCUCCGCAAGUUGUCAGUAUCUUCCAAACGCUUUAGAUAUCAUGGCCAGCAAUACGAGCUGCAAGGUGCUGGCAGAGAUGUGUGUGCAAUCGUAACCCCACAAAGUCAGGAGCCAGUUUUGUCCCUUUGUCAGCGAUACAGCAACGGCGGGUUGGAAGACUGUGAUGUCGAGGCGAGGCGGCAAAAGUAUGGCAGCAAUGAUUAUAGGAUCGCGGUGCCAACUAUUCGACAUUUGGUACUUUUGCGCCUGCUUCGUCCAAUUUUUCUGUUUGAGCUGGCAUCAGUCUUUUUGUGGGGCCUUGAUGGCUAUUGGCAAUUUACGCUCCUCUCCCUUGGUACUUUAGUGUGCUUUGAAGUUGGUGCAGCUAUGUCGCGUCACAAAUCGUUGGCGCAGCUCCGCGCAACAGCAACAGCAUCCGAGCAGGUGUCUGUUCUCCGUUCUGGCCAUUGGGUGCUCAAACCUGCUGCGGAGCUUGUUCCAGGCGACAUCAUACAGGUGCGGAAAGAGAUGGAUAUGCCCUGUGAUGCACUCCUACUGGAUGGCUCAGCCACUGCCAGUGAAGCAGCCCUAUCUGGUGAAUCUGCUCCUGUCACUAAAUCAAAGACCCUGCCAGAGCCCCGAAAUCCCGAUGAGAGCGACAUGCACUCCAUCCUGUUUGCUGGAACGCAGGUCCUUGCUGUAAGAGGGAAUCAGGAUGACACUUGGUGUGCUUCUGCAGUACUGAAGACAGGAUUUCACUGUAAACAAGGCUUGCUAAUGCGAAGAGCAAUAGCUAGCCAAGAAAGCAUACGAGAUAAAGAUACCUUGAAAGUGGUUCUUUUGCUGCUGUGCUUUGCCACACUUGCGGCUCUGCAAGUGGUCAUCCAUGGCAAACGCAAUGAUGCUUGGUUGAAGACAAGUAUUAUCCUGAGCUUCGUGAUACAGCCUACACUCCCCUUGCUGAUGACCUAUGCUGUGCAGCGCGCAUUGGAUGUGCUACGCACGAAAGAUAUCAUUUGCGCGGAGCCGCUGCGUGUUCUGGAAGCUGCAUCCAUGUCAACUUGCUUAUUUGACAAAACAGGAACUUUGACAAGCGACAAGUUGGAGGUAGCAGGUGUCAUGCUACCGCAGCACGCCCAGACUUUCACGAAGAACGUUGACAAUCUCAUCCCGCUUCAAGCUCUGCAGCCAACAGAGCCCGCAUAUCGAAUUCUCAAGCACUGUCACAGCGUCAUGCAAGAGCGUGGCAAGCUGUUGGGCGACACCUUGGAAACUGCGGUGCUGGAGGAUCUAGGUGUUUCGGACAUCGGAUCUCCCUCUUUACGCUUUGAUUUUGAUCCGGCUCUCAGACGCAUGACAGUCGUGAUAGAAGCUGGCUCUUCAGCUGUGGUCUUGUGCAAGGGUGCCCCGGAGGCCCUGUUCGGCUUGGUGGUUGAUCUGCCUGAAAACUACGAGAAAACAGCAGCCUUCUUCGGAGCAUGUGGCCUCAGAGUGCUGGCGCUGGGCUGGAAGGAAAUCAGUGCACCAGGGGCCGCCGUGACAAGGGAGGAAGCUGAAGCAAAGCUUCGAUUUGCGGGCUUCAUUGCCUUCCAAAACAGCUGCAAGGAGGAAGCUCCAGAGGCCGUGAGUAUGCUGCGAAAGGCUGGUGUCCGUUGCGCAGUUGUCACCGGGGACGCUCUGGCUACGGCUUGCCACGCUGCCCGCGAAGCAGGAUUGCUGACGAGAACAGAGCUCUGCGACCAGAUGCUCGAUGGCGUUGCCCCCAUGAUGGAACUUCAGGAUGGAAGGUGGAAGGAAAGCACACUUCUUGGCGCUCUGGAUCCUGAAGUGCAUAGAGGGACUUUCCCCAUAUCUGCAGCGAAGGAUCUCGUUAGAGGUGGGAGGAUUUUAGUAGCAACAGAACCAGAGUUGGAGAAAGCAGGGCAGGCAGCAUGGGCCGAAGCGGGCUAUGCCACGGUUCUAGCUAGAAUGUCGCCGCAUGGCAAGGCGAGGCUGGUGGAACUGCUCAAGCACAGUUCUGACAAGCGAGAACGUGUUGUGAUGGUUGGGGAUGGAGGCAACGAUGUCGGUGCUCUGGCAGCUGCUGAUGCUGGCAUGGCCAUCUGGCCAGCAAAAGCGGCUUUGGAUGUCGAUUUCUUUGAUGAUGCCGCAAUGCGUAUGCGGUCCCAAAGGUUACAGCAAGAGCGCCUUCAGGCCGUGCAGCGUGAGAUCAGCAGGCAGAUUGAAGUCCAGAGGUCAUGGUAUAUCCAAGAGGUUGAACGGAGACGUUUGGAAGGCCGGCCGUUAAGUUGGCAGCAGAUGAUGAAGCUACUGAAACAAGGACAGCGACGCGUCAGCGAGGCUGCCCAAAAAUUGAAAGAGGAGAAGCAGGAGGGAAUUCAAGCUGCUCAGGCAUCGGCGGUAGCACCAUUUACUUCACGGACAUUGCUGGGGGUUCCGGAGAUGUUGCGUCAGGGGCAAUGCACAUCCUGCUCCAUGGUAAUGCAAACGCAGCAGCUGGUGUUGAGCACCAUCAUUGGCAUGUGGCGCUACGCCGCUCUCUCCAUCGAGGGUGCUAGGCAAUCAGAGAUUCAAAUGAUCUUCUCAAACUUUGCGUUCUCCAUGGCCUUCUUCGGAUUCAUCAAUGCCAAGGCCCCGCGUCAGCCAGCAGGCGUCCGCCCGGCAACUACGAUUUUUGAUCCUCCUACAAUCCUGAGUACGCUGGGACAAGCGCUUGUGCAUGUCUGGGUCCUGUGCCGGGCAGUAUCCUGGGCAAAGGAUAUCAUGGGUCCAGCGGCCAUGGCUGAGCUCUUGGACUUUCAGAAGUGGGCGCAGGCACAACCCUUCGACUUUUGGGAUGCGCUAUCUCCAGGGGCUUUGUUCUCAAGACCGUUCAGGCCAAAUCUUCUUAACAGCGUCGUGUUCUACGUCGAAUUGGUUCAAGGCAUUGCUGUUUUGCUGGUCAACUACAAGGGCAGGCCAUGGAUACAG
This is a messenger RNA of Symbiodinium pilosum, 3405 nucleotides long. Lineage: Eukaryota; Dinophyceae; Suessiales; Symbiodiniaceae. The record is from the annotation of a GenBank genome assembly.